Plasmodium vivax (malaria parasite P. vivax) is the source of this 1857-nucleotide messenger RNA. RefSeq lists its product as hypothetical. NCBI's taxonomy places the organism in Eukaryota, Apicomplexa, Aconoidasida, Haemosporida, Plasmodiidae. Bases 1 to 1857 code for a protein of 618 amino acids. The transcript is spliced from 7 exons. Gene Ontology annotation, cellular component: membrane. Gene Ontology annotation, biological process: protein localization to membrane. The record is from RefSeq and is a predicted model, not a curated record.
AUGACUUGCAAGGUUUUUCUUUUGGCCCUCGCGGUGGUCUUCCUCCACUGCGUUCGAGAUGUGGCGUCCUACCUCCCCGGGAUGAACCCAACGACCUACAAACGGGGCGACAAAGUGACGAUCAGCGUGAAGAACCUCUCCAGCCGGCGCGCGGUGACGAGCCUGGACUACUUCACCUUCCCGCUCUGCUCCGCGGACAGCGCAGGCACGGCGGGCGACGAGGCGCCCAACAUCUUCAAAAUCCUCUCGGGGGACACCCUCCACCCCACCUCCAUUCAAACGACCUUCCUCAACGACACCAAGUGUGCCUUCUACUGUAGAGUCUACGUAGACGACCAGGCCUACGAUAAGUACAAGCACCUCAUCCUCUAUAACUAUAACAUGGUGUAUUCCGUGGACAAUUUAAAUAUCUUUCGCCAGGACCCCCGGCGCAAGGGCUUCUACUACACGGGCAUCCCCGUCGGCUACAUUCAGGAUAAGAACUACCUGCUGUACACGUACUUCCAAAUCACCAUCCUGCACAACAACAGCGGGGGCCAGUCGGACCAGAACUACAUCGUGGGCUUCGAGGUGGAGCCCAAGAGCGUGAACUUCGAGCUGGAGGAGCGGUGCGAGCGGAACGAGGCGCCCAUGCAGAUGCAGAAGAACCAGUACGUGACCUUCAAGUACGACGUGACGUACGUGCGAAGCGACAAGUCCUUCCAGCACAGGUCGGAGCACUACUACAGGAAUCUAAACGACCAGAGCAUGAUACACUGGUUUUCUAUUGUUAACAGCAUUAUCCUCUUCAUCCUGCUCUGCUUCUUCAUAAGCUCCAUCCUCAUCAAGGCCCUUCACAAAGACAUUAGCAAGUACAACCGACUGAACACUAAUAUAUUUGAAACGGACGAUAUAGAUGACCGGGGAUGGAAGUUGGUGCAUGGGGAUGUCUUUAGGAAGCCCGUGAACUCUACUUUCUUUUCUGCCUUUGUGGGGGUGGGUAUACAGCUGAUAUUUAUGAUUGUGGUGUGCGCUUUGAUAUUCCUUAUUGGGGUAUAUAAGUACAAGCACAGGUACAGGUACAUCCAAGUAAUGUUUUUCAUUUGGACCUUCAUAAGCAGCAUUUCUGGCUACUCCUCCUCUAGACUGUAUAAGCUUUUUAAGAGCAAACAUGUGAAGCUGACUCUCUUUAGGACCUCUCUUAUCUACCCGGUUAUUUUGUUUCUUAUUUUUUUCCUCAUCAAUUUGGUUCUUCAUUAUGAGCAGUCGAACACGGCGAUCUCCUUCUCCUCCCUAACGUUCGUUUGCGUCCUGUGGUUUGGCAUAUCCGUGCCGCUCACGUGCUUGGGCUCCUACAUUGGCAACAAGAAGAGCCCCCUGGAGCUCCCCGUGCGCGUCAACAACAUCCCGAGGCACAUCCCGAAGCAGCCCCUCCUCAACUCCUUCUGCGUCUCCUCCCUCCUCGUGGGCCUCAUCCUCUUCGCGUCCAUGUACACGGAGCUGUUCUUCCUGUUCACCUCCCUCUGGAAGAGCAACGUGUACUACCUCUUCGGGUUCCUCUUUUUGGUGAUUUUCCUGCUCGGGCUGCUGAGCGCCCAGCUGUCCAUCGCCCUGACGUACUACUCCCUCUCCUGCGAGGACUACAACUGGUGGUGGAAGUCCUUCGUGGCCCCCGGGUCCUCCGGCCUCUUCUUCUUCCUGUAUUCAAUUUAUUACUUUUUUGUGAAGCUCAAUAUCAGCAGCUUUGCCGAGACGUUCAUUUAUUUCGCCUAUUCGUUCAUCAUGUCCUAUACGUGCUUCAUCUACACGGGCACGGCUGGCUUCCUCGCCUCCUUCGUCUUCCUCAGGAAGAUUUACUCCUCCAUAAAGAUCGACUGA